Molecule: messenger RNA, 978 nt
Organism: Polistes dominula (European paper wasp)
Lineage: Eukaryota; Metazoa; Arthropoda; Insecta; Hymenoptera; Vespidae
Product: leucine-rich repeat-containing protein 9
Molecular function (GO): protein binding
Source: RefSeq, a predicted model, not a curated record
AUGUUUUUGGUACGAUUGCAUUUGAAUGACAAUUGCAUCAGCGAUUUGGAUGGUUUGACGCAAAAACAUUUGCCAAGAUUGAAGUAUCUCGAUUUGACCAAUAAUUUUAUAACGUCCUUGAAAUCAUUGGGUUCGUACAAUACCAUAAUGGAAUUUUAUUGUGCCCAUAAUAAGAUUAAAGAAUUAAAAGAUAUUGAAAAUCUACAAAAUUGGAACAAAUUACAGAUUAUUGAUCUUAGUUAUAAUCCAAUUGAAUCCUCAAUUGUUUACAAAGAUUUUCUUAUAUUUCACUUGAUUGAUCUCAAGUACAUUUCUGGACAAUGUGUAGAAAAAUCAAAUAUCAUGGAAACAAGAAACACAUAUGGAAAUAUAUUGAAUCGAAAUAUGUUGAUGAACAUGAACGUUGGAAUAAAAUUAGCAAAUCUCAGACAAUUGGAUGUCGUUAAAUGUUCUAUUAAAAAGAUAAAUUUACCUUCCAAUUUGUUACCUAAUUUGGAGAGCAUUGAUUUAAGUAGAAAUCAAAUCAUUUCUAUGGAAAAUUUAAAUACUCUUCCUAAACUGAAAACUUUACGUUUGAGUUACAAUCGUUUGGAGACAUUCCAAUUGGAUAAUAAAUUGAACAAUUUUGAUUGCUUUUCUAAUUUAUCUACUUUAUAUUUGGAUCAUAAUCGUAUUGGCUCAAUAACGUGGGACGAUGAUUUCAAUCUAUUUCCAACAUUGAAACAUCUCUUUUUACAACAUAAUAAACUUUCUAAUAACGAAGAUGAAUUAGAAAAAUUAACAUUGUUGAAAAACUUGGAAGAAUUGACUCUCUUAGACAAUCCAUUGUAUAAAUCGAUGAAUUAUUAUAAAUUUUGUUUACGUUGUUUAGAUAAAAUCAAAAAUAUCGAUGGGUUUAAUUUAUCGAAUAAAACAUGUCCCUGCAAUGAUCUUUCCAUAUACGAAAGCGUGCCAAUGCAUUCAACGUCAGAAAACUAA